Molecule: messenger RNA, 1653 nt
Organism: Colletotrichum orchidophilum
Lineage: Eukaryota; Fungi; Ascomycota; Sordariomycetes; Glomerellales; Glomerellaceae
Product: allantoinase
Exons: 2
Coding region: 1-1653 (550 amino acids)
Biological process (GO): purine nucleobase catabolic process
Cellular component (GO): cytoplasm
Molecular function (GO): allantoinase activity
Source: RefSeq, a predicted model, not a curated record
AUGACGGCCUCUCAAAACACCACCACGCCCCUCGUGGUCCUCGUCUCAACGCGGGCGGUCCUCACGUUUGAACAAGACAACCUCGUCCUCACACCCGCAACGAUAACUGUCUCCCCCGCCACCGGUAAGAUCGUAAACAUCAUCCCGGCAGUCCUGCCAAAGACCUCCUUCCCGGCCUCCACCGAGUACAUCAACUACGGCUCAAAGCUCCUGCUGCCCGGCCUCGUUGAUGCCCAUGUCCACCUAAAUGAGCCCGGUCGCACGGAAUGGGAAGGCUUCUGGACGGGCACGAGGGCCGCUGCCUCUGGCGGUGUGACGACCGUCGUCGACAUGCCCCUCAACGCUAUCCCGCCCACGACCACGGUGGCUGGGUUCAAGGAGAAGCUUGCUGCGAGUCAAGGACAGUGCUGGGUCGACGUCGGCUUCUACGGCGGCGUGAUUCCCGGAAACACUGAUGAUUUGCUGCCCCUCGUCGAAGCUGGUGUCAGAGGCUUCAAGGGGUUCCUGAUCGAGUCUGGGGUCGAUGAGUUCCCGGCAGUCUCAUCGCAGGACGUGGCCCUCGCCAUGGAGAAGCUCAACGGCACUCCCACGACACUCAUGUUCCACGCCGAAAUGAUCCCUCCCAUCGCCGACUCGGUGGGCGAUGCGGUCCAGCAGUCCGAGCCGCCGCUGGCUCCCACUGGCGCGCUCAACUCAUACAAGACCUUCCUCGAGUCUCGCCCGCCCUCCUUCGAGACGUAUGCCGUCGAGGAGAUCCUGUCCCUGGCCCACCUCGCGCCGGAUCUCCACCUCCACAUCGUCCACCUUUCGGCCACGGAGGCCAUCCCCCUCCUCAAGGAAGCCAGACAAAGGGGCAUCAACAUUACUGCCGAGACGUGCUUCCAUUACCUGGGCUUCGCGUCUGAGGAUAUUGCCGACGGCGACACCCGGCAUAAGUGCUGCCCUCCGAUCCGCGAGCGGUCGAACCGCGACGGGCUCUGGGAGGAGCUCGUGGCGAAGGAUUCUUGCAUCAAGACCAUCGUCUCGGACCACUCUCCGUGUACACCGCAGUUGAAGCUCCUACCCAGCCAUCUCGAGAGCCGGACCCCGCCUGAAAGCGACGCGCCCAACAUGCACCACUCGGAUUCCGGUAUCGACAUGACCAUCCCAGGCGAGAGUGUCGACAAGAUCCUCGCAGAGAAGACACUAGAGGACGCAGCGGUCGCCGUGGCGGACGCGAGUUCGCGGGGCGACUUCUUCGCCGCGUGGGGCGGCAUCUCGUCGGUGGGCCUGGGCCUCCCUAUCGUCUAUUCCGCCGCGGCCGCGCGCAUCGCCGCGGAGGGCGAGGGUGCCGCGCCGUCGAUUGUGGACAUUGUGCGGUUCUGCAGCCAGUCAACGGCGAAGCAGGUCGGUCUUGCGCACCGCAAGGGCGCGCUCAAGGUGGGCAUGGAUGCUGAUAUCUGCGUGUUUGACGACGCGGACGCGUGGACUCUGCGGUCUGGGGAUAUGCGGUGGAAGAACCGCUGCUCGCCGUGGGAGGGCCACGAGUUUGCUGGUCGGGUGAGGGAGACUUGGGUCCGCGGAUGCAAGGUGUUUGAAUUUGGAGGAAAGAAUCUUGGGUUUGUUGGUGAGGGGCCUGUUGGCGAGGCCAUUACGGAGAAGCGGACAACGUAA